GUGCGCGCGGCAUGAUGGACGCCCUGGGUGUAAGCCGGGUGAGCCAGGACCAGCUCACCAUAUUGAAACCCUCCGGCUCCAUCAAGAUCGUGGAGGACAGCCCCAUGGACGAUGAUGUCAGGGCCGGGGGCAGCAGAGCAGGGGCGGGCGAGGACGCAUCAGCGAGCAUGUCCCGGGCGCGCUCUGUGUUUCUCAACGCCGUUCUCUCAGAGCCCGAGGUGGUCGCCCUCAGAGAAGCAGAGAUGGAGGUGGCAGCAGCAGGCAAGGGGGUGACGGCAGCAGCGGAGGAGGCGCAGAGGGAGGUGGAGGAGGACGAUGCGCCGGGGCGCAUAGGCGAGGAGAAGCUGUUCAGCAACAUGAUGCACGACGAAUGGCUCGAAUACCUCUACGAAGAAAUCCUCCUGCUCCGGAUCGAGCGCCAGAACGAGCUGCUGGCGAACCAGCAGCAGACCGCCAUCUCCCGCCGCGGAGGGAGCGACGGGGGGCCUGCAGAAGGGGAGGACGCAGCGGGGGCAGGCAGGGGCGCGGGGGGGAAAGGAGUGGCUGGUGGUGUGGAGAGGGGGGCAGGGGGGAGGGGAGAAGGUGCGGGACGGAGUGGAGGUGCGGGGAGUGGUGGGAGGGGAGGGGGCAGAGGGCCUGGGGAGGGGGAGAAACGCGAGAAGGGAUCGCCUGGCCUAAGUGGAGCGGGGGACAGCGAGAAGGGCGUGCGUGGGCCGAGGUGCCCGGUGCCCAUAUCGCUGCCGGUGUUUGAACCCACGGCCCACCCGCCCUCGCCCAUGUGCUCCGCUGCCAUGACGCCCAUCUUCCACCGCGCCUCCCACCUCGGCCCCAACCACCACGACGACUCCCCUUUCCCCUCCUCCUCCUCCUCCUCCUCCUCGUCCUCACACACCCCUCACGCGGCCCAUCACGCACCCUACUCGUCGUCCGUGCUGCCCCCCAUCACCCCACGCACCACACGCUUUACCCCUCGGGCCUCUGCCUUUUCCAUCGCCUCCUCCACCCCCACCGCCUCCGUUUCGCCAAACCUGAAAGCGGCAACCGCAUUGAACUCCUCUACACAGGUCCCGACCCUGCUGCUCCACCGGCCCUCCCAGGCUGCGUCUGGGUUGUCCCACGCUGUGCCAGCCGCCCCUUCUCCUUCCACCAUCACAGAUGCCCUCAGUGCCACACACGCGACACACUCCCCGUCCUCCUCCCCUCUGCACCCGGCUGUGGUAGCAGCAGGUGGGGGCGCAGGCUUGGCCGGGGGGAGGGUAGCAGGGAGGGUUGGGGCAGUGGGGAUGCGGCGGCAGCGGCACAGGAGGGUGGUGACGAUUGGGUCAAGUGUGGAUCUGGCAGAGCUGAGGGAGGAGGCAGCACGGCUGGACCGGUCCAGUGGGGUGGAGGCAGCUAUGGUGGCUGCUGAGGCUGCUGUGUCGGGCGGCAGGCAGAUGAUGCGCAUGUGGGAGCGGAUGAGACGAAUCAUGCCGUCCGCUGGCGGAGUGGACGUUGAGGACCCUACCCAGUCUGCCUCCCCGGGGUCACACCCGCACCUGGACGACCAUGCCCCUGACAGCGGCACCCCACAUCAUCAUCACAACCAGCAUCACCAUGCGCAGCAGCAGGCGGGGCAGGGGGAGCAGCAGUUGCCAGUGGUGGGCCCGGAGCUGCUGGCAGCGCUGGCCAAGGGGAAGGUGAAGGGCGAGCAGCGCGCCAAGACAUGGCUCGCCAUUGCCUGUGCUGACCCCGAGGAUGAGAUCAUGAGUCGUCGCAACUACCGCAACCUCCUCAAGCAGCCAUCCGUCUCCGCCAAUGAGAUACAGCGGGAUGUGAACCGCACGUUUCCACUGCACAGCAUGUUCCAGGAGGAGAAGGGCGCGGGGCAGAAGGCACUCUUCAACGUCAUUAAAGCCUACUCCGUGUUGGACAAGGAGGUGGGGUACUGCCAGGGCAUGGGGUUCAUAGUGGCGACGCUGCUGCUGCUCAUGGGCGAGGAGGACGCCUUCUGCUGCCUCGUCUUCCUGCUCUACAAGUGCGGCCUCCGAGGAGUCUUCCUGCCCGACAUGCAGCAGUUGCAAGUGCGCAUGUACCAGCUAUCACAGCUGCUCAUAGACGCGCACCCGGAAGUGCACGCAUACUUUGAGGAGCUCGAUGUCAAGCCUGUGAUGUAUGCAGCGGACUGGUUCCUGUCGCUCUUUGCUCGCACCAUGCCGCACUACAUUGUCUUCCGUGUCUUUGACAUCAUCUUUGCGGAUAAGACAACGGCCAUAGUCUUCAAGCUUGGCAUGGUGCUGCUGCAGGUGUGUGAGCGGCAGCUGCAGCAGUGUCCGGAGAUGGAGUAUGCCAUGCACUUCCUGCGCGUCGAGCUGCCGCUGCAACUCAAGGAGGUAUCAGAGGAUUAUCUGGAGGAGCUAGUGAGCAAGGCCCUGCGCGUGCACCUGCCCUUUGACAGCCUGCUGCGACUCGAAGCUGAGUACGAGUUGCUGGCGGGGGAGGCGGCGGCAGCAGCGCGGCAUGUGAGGGCGGCAGCAGCAGCGAGUGAAGCAGCAGCGCGGUCACUGGAGUGCACGCGCAGGGACCUGGAGGUUCGCCUGCACCACGCCCUCAGGGCGCGCAAGCAAUCACAUGAGCUGGCUGCAGUUUUCAAGGCAGCUAUAGCAGGCCUGCAGCGGGGGGGCGACAAGAGUGGCACAUCAGAGCAGAGCACACAGCACAGCGGGAAAAGGCAGGAGCAGGAGCUGGAGCACACAGCUUUGAAUGGCCAUGAGCCUGAGACAGCCUCUGAGAAUGUGACAGCAAAUGCCGCGAGUUCUGCUGCUGCUGAUGAUGCUGCAGCUUCGGUUGCCCCUGGUGGUGGUGGCACAGCAGAGACAGCAGCACUGGCCGUGGACCAAGCAGGGCCGAACAGCGAGACAAGAGGUGGCGGCAUGCGUGGGCGAAGUGUUGUGAGGGUGAGCAGCAGGAGCAGCAACGAGGAAGCAUUGGAUCUAGCAGUGCGGUACUUUGAGUGGAAGGAGUGGAGCGAGGUGGCCGGUAACACAGCAACUGUGGCGGUGCUGCGGCAGGUGGAGGAGGCGAGGCACGCGUGCCAUGAGACACUCACAGCGCUGGCAGCAGCUGAAGUGGCCCUGGCAGAGAGGGCGGAGCAGGUGGCGCAGGAGGGAGAGGGGGAGCGAGUGAUGCAGGAGAUGGUGGUGGUGUUGGAGGAGGGUGAUGAGGGGGGCCAUGGUGACGAGUUCUACUGA
Molecule: messenger RNA, 3227 nt
Organism: Closterium sp. NIES-65
Lineage: Eukaryota; Viridiplantae; Streptophyta; Zygnematophyceae; Desmidiales; Closteriaceae
Source: the annotation of a GenBank genome assembly